GCGCAGUUCCUAACCUGACAGUGGUUCUGGUUUGCUCUCAGCCUCAUAGAUGAAAAUCGAGGGAUUAUUCAAUAAAAAGGUGAAGUAAUUUCCUUUUUUCUUGCCUCCCUCACAUCUGUGUAUAUAUAGAAGCUUGCAAAGUGUACCUGAAAUGUCUGUAGAACAUUGAGUGCUUUUGAUUCAAUGGAAAUGUCAUCACAAAUGUAGAUUUCCAUUAGUUUUGUUCUAUAAUAUGCUGUAAGUUCCAGAAUGACUUCUAGAGAGGAAGGAGUAACUUCACUUGUACAGGUGGACUCUGGCUAUUUUAUGAACUACAGCUGCUAGUAAAGAUAUGGGGAAAUACACAGUCUUCUUAAGAAAAUGAUGGAUAAAUCAUCGUUGGCUGAAGGUGCUGAGAAGGAUUGCUACAAAGGCAAGAAAAAGCCAUGAAAUGCUGAUGCACAAGAAUGUUGUGCUGAACAUCUCCCAAAUGUUUUUUCUCCAUCUGCACUUCAAAAAUUGAAGUAGAAAAGCUUUAAAACAUUGUAUUACUCAUUGUGUUCCACCUUUUGUAAUGUUACUCAGAGGAAGAGUACCAGACAAGCCUUCCAGACUAAGGAAGACCCGGAAGCUGAGGGGACACGUUAGCCACGGCCAUGGCCGCGUUGGCAAACACAGGAAACAUCCUGGAGGACGUGGUAAUGCUGGUGGUUUGCACCAUCACAGGAUUAACUUUGAUAAAUAUCACCCCGGUUACUUUGGAAAAGUAGGCAUGAAACACUAUCACUUGAAGAGAAAUCAAAAGUUCUGCCCUACUGUCAAUUUGGAUAAACUGUGGACACUUGUCAGUGAACAGACAAGGCUCAAUUAUGCAAAAAAAGAGGCUGGACUGGCCCCAGUCAUCGAUGUUGUGCGCUCAGGCUACUACAAAGUCCUGGGCAAGGGGAAGUUGCCCAAGCAGCCUGUAAUUGUGAAAGCAAAGUUCUUCAGUAGAAGAGCAGAGGAGAAGAUCAAAGAAGUUGGCGGUGCCUGUGUGCUUGUGGCAUGAAAGCCUUUGUUUUAUUCAAAAAAGUUGAAUAAACACAAUGUGUAAAAAUA
Apus apus (common swift) is the source of this 1077-nucleotide messenger RNA. It is a transcript of the gene RPL27A, whose product is annotated as ribosomal protein L27a. The record is from RefSeq and is a predicted model, not a curated record. Gene Ontology annotation, molecular function: structural constituent of ribosome. NCBI's taxonomy places the organism in Eukaryota, Metazoa, Chordata, Aves, Apodiformes, Apodidae. Bases 554 to 1027 code for a protein of 157 amino acids. Gene Ontology annotation, cellular component: cytosolic large ribosomal subunit; ribosome. Gene Ontology annotation, biological process: translation. The transcript is spliced from 5 exons.